This is a messenger RNA of Brettanomyces nanus, 618 nucleotides long. RefSeq lists its product as uncharacterized. Lineage: Eukaryota; Fungi; Ascomycota; Pichiomycetes; Pichiales; Pichiaceae. The coding region runs from base 1 to 618 and encodes 205 amino acids. The transcript has a single exon. Gene Ontology annotation, biological process: ceramide metabolic process; negative regulation of ceramide biosynthetic process; intracellular sphingolipid homeostasis. Gene Ontology annotation, cellular component: endoplasmic reticulum membrane. The record is from RefSeq and is a predicted model, not a curated record.
AUGGCUAAUACAGAUCCGGUCCCAUUUCCAGGCCCUUCGUCGCCUGAGAGAUUGAACAUUUCACCUACCACUUCGCAUACUAUUGAACGUAGGAGGAGACGAUCUUCUUCGUUGAUAUCAAAGGUCGAACCGGAGACAUUUGAAACUAAGCAAGACCAAGAUAUUGAGGAUAAUAUGAACGCGAAUUGGGUGCAUUUUAAAGGUGCUUGGAUCAUUCAUGUUGUCAUUAUCAUGCUAUUGAAAGUGUUCUACGAUUUGGUGCCAAUUUUCAGCAAGGAAAUGAGUUGGACGCUUACCAACGUCAGCUAUUCCAUUUGCUCUUACAUAAUGUUCCAUCAGAUAAAAGGUACUCCUUUUGACUAUAACAAUGGUGCUUUUGACAAUCUCAAUAUGUGGGAGCAAAUUGAUAACGGCGAUCAAUUUACUCCCGUUAAGAAGUUUCUAUUGGGAGUGCCAAUUGCUCUCUUUUUGAUUUCUACUCACUACUCCAACUAUGAUCUCACUCUGUUUGUCAUUAACCUAGUUGCCUGCUUGUUUGUGGUUAUUCCAAAAUUGCCUUACAGCCAUAGAGUGAGAAUAAACAUUCCUUAUCUCACGGAUCAACAGAUCAUCAGUUGA